This is a messenger RNA of Bursaphelenchus xylophilus (pine wood nematode), 6351 nucleotides long. The record is from the annotation of a GenBank genome assembly. NCBI's taxonomy places the organism in Eukaryota, Metazoa, Nematoda, Chromadorea, Rhabditida, Aphelenchoididae.
AUGGGCAUCUUCUUGAACGAAUCCGACCUACCGUCCGCUGAAUUUCUCCAAUUCUACACGGUGUUUGAGGACAUUGCCCUCGGCGUUACCGUAAUCAUGGUCCCCUUCACAAUUCUCGUCAUGGUUUUCAGUACGUCUUAAAUUACCAUUUUCAAAACUUUGGUUUUUAGCUAGUAACAGUGUCAUCAACAACUAUCGACUUCUCUUGAUCAACGAGUUGUCGUGGUAGGGGAUUACAUUUCACAAACACAGUCAUAAUAUUAUAUUGUUCAAGGUCGUUGCUCUUUGACAUUAUGGCUUCGUUAAUCGGCGCUGUAGUCCUAUUCCCUCUACCUUGUUACUACGGUGUGAAUGUCACCAGCGCCCUCUCCCAUACGCAGCAGCUGAUUUAUUUUGUUUUCGGAGUCGGGUUUAAUGCAAUGAAAGACAUCUCCAUCUUUUACCAAUUAGAAUACAUUCUUCUGGGAUCCCUUGCGAUAGAUUCGAAAGCUCGAGCGUUCCUCGAAAUGAAAUCAAAGAAGUGCUCGGUGAUCAUCUUCAUAGUCGGUCUUCUCGGGGCAAUAUUUGUAAGUCAGACCGAGCAAUAAAUUUUCGACAAGCCCCGCUAACGCGGGCCUUGACGCCGCUGUGCGCGCAAAGGUUGCCCAACGUGAAGUUGACUUGAUCGCGUGCACUACAGUUGAUCGUCCAGGCCACGCUUCGCGUGGCCAACAACGCGCUGGCGCGCGUUAUACUGUCUCAAGCCCGGCACUUCUGUUAGCUAAGGGCCGCGCGCCAGCGCUACCUUUCAUCAGCUAAAGGCCGCGCGCCAGCGCUACACCUCCCGUCAACGAAUGGCCGCGCGGCAGCGCCACCUUUCAUCAGCUAACUUUGACCGAUCAACUGUUUUUUGAAAUUUUUCGAAUACAGUUGGUCAUCUUAACGUAAUAAACAUUUUGCAAGCGUUCUGGAUCCGAUAAACAUUUUCUCGCAUCUUUCACCGACCGCUGACAAUAAAAUAUUCCAAACAAAGCUGCCAAUAAGGUCUAACUUUCUCCUCAUUUUUUAGGGUCCAGUAAUUUACUUUUUGCCCGACCAAGAAGAACAGAAACAACUUCUCAUAUCCCUUGAUCCAUCUAUCGGCAAGCUCUACGAGGACCAUCCCGAUAUCAUUUGCUUUACAGCCGGAACAAGCCCCAAAAAAGCGAUUAUGGUCGCAUUUGCGGCUGUCGUCUCAAUUCCGUUUCUUAUGCUCUUCUAUCUGAUCAUAAUGUACAGUUCCAUGCACAGAAGCAAUUGGUCACCCAACACGCAUCGUCUUCAAAUGAUGAUAUUCCGUUCCCUCGUAUUUCAGUUGAUCGCAUUCACCGUGUUAAUGUGGGUUCCAAGCAUGGUCCUGAUCAGUUUGCCUCUCUUCGAAAUUUGCUACGGUCCAAUUGUCUCUGUGAUUUGCUUCUGCUUCUUUUUGAUGCACACUCCGUUCGAUUGUUUUAUGAUUUUGUAUUUCAUCAAGCCCUAUCGAAACGUCGUUGCGAAUUUACUCAAAGUGCUGUCGGGGUACGGAGUUACGACCAUACAGUACACAACUCAUCACUUACCCGCCUUGAAUCAACACUUCUUUCAACGCAAGUCAAAUGUGGAUCUCUCCAUGGCAAACACUCAAGUUCAGCAUUCUAAAAAUCGUGUUUUUAUUGUUCAACUUCUGCCAAAAACAUAAAAUUCUACCAAUUGCUAGACGUAAGAUUCAAUAAAGAUUCUACCAAUUGCUAGACGUAAGAUUCAGUUCAAAUUCUGUGAAUACAUAAAGCCAAUUGUAAUUAUCAUAUUUGUAAUACCACAACAAUAAUUUUGUGUGAAAAUGUUUGCGUUCCGGCUUUCCGGUCGACGACAGUUCGGGUCAACACAAAAUCAAUGGAUACGGGGCGUAUCCAUCGAUUGCAGGUGGAUACCCAAGGAAGGUUGUAGGAAGUCCCUGCGAGGCCUCGCAAAACCGUUCGAUCGCCAGUGGACCCUAGGCACUGCAGGAUGAGCCAAGUCUUUCUCCUUAGAUGGUCAACUCUUUCUCUCAAAAUUCUUUUUUGUCAAGUUUAAUAUAAAUUUCUUUAUGUUUCAAUCUACAUACAUCGACAGGACAAUAACUCCAAAAGUAAGUUAAAUUAACCCUCUUUCUAUAUAUGCAAUGAUUUUUUGCAUUACAUAAGUUUAUCCUUGCGCAUUUAGCCAUUGUUGUAGGUAUACAAAUUUAGCUGAAUUCUGUUCGUUCUUGCGAUUCCAUGAAAAUUUGAAAGUCUUCCCCACAAAAGAACCGGCGUCGAGCCUUCUUGGUGUCAGAAUUGUUUCAGCAUGAAAGGACUUACAGUUUUUUUGUUGAUUCGAUUUUCGAUAUUACACUAGGUACUUUUGUAAGUUUAAAACGAAAUUAGGUCACGUUUUACGUCAUGUAAGGUCUAAAUGGACAAUAAAACUUUAUUUUAGCAUUCUUAACGUCGUAACAUUUAUUUCCCCCCUUUUAUUGUCUUUUUUGAUUUUUUUCAGAUUUUAGGUAUGGAAAAAUUUUGAUGUAUCCGCGGCCAUAGAUGCGUAUGAAUACUUCGCAAACCAUAUUUAAAAGAUCUCUGGUCGAUGUAAAAAAUGUUUAGAACAGAAUGAGAGGUAUUUGAGACUUUUUUAGAUCCACGUUGUACUUGAUCACUUAGACCCUAAGACAUCUCAAACCCGGGUUUGAAAGAAUAUUUAUGUUGGGGACGGUUUAGUAAUGGCUCAGCUUUGUAGUUUUCCGGGUUUAAACUUCAAAAACAUUAGAUUUUGCCUGCAACUUGAUAAAAGUACCUAGUGUAAUAUCGAAAAUCGAAUCAACAAAAAAACUGUAAGUCAUUUCAUGCUGAAACAAUUCUGGCACAACGAAGGCGCGACGCCGGUUCUUUUGUGGGGAAGACUUUCAAAUUUCGUUCAUGGAAUCGCAAGAACGAACAGAAUUCAGCUAAAUUUGUAUACCUACAACAAUGGCUAAAUGCGCAAGGAUAAACUUAUGUAAUGCAAAAAAUCAUUGCAUAUAUAGAAAGAGGGUUAAUUUAACUUACUUUUGGAGUUAUUGUCCUGUCGAUGUAUGUAGAUUGAAACAUAAAGAAAUUUAUAUUAAACUUGACAAAAAAGAAUUUUGAGAGAAAGAGUUGACCAUCCAAGGAGAAAGACUUGGCUCAUCCUGCAGUGCUAGGCGAAAGCUUGGCGAAGGAUCGGCGGAAACUUUACGAAACGGCAUGGGGGUCAUUGAUACCACCGGCAAUCAUCGCUUUUCGGCGUUCGUAGACGAUUUCCUAUUAUUUUCUCGAUAAACUGAUAGCAUACAGAAAAAACUACAAAAAAUUUGUAGUCUCGAGGACUUUCCAAACAUUUACAAAAAACCGCAGAGGAAAGCAACAGUUAUUUCUCAGACCGAACAUCCUUCGCGUGGGCACAUAAAUACCAGUAAACUACAAACGCUGAAAUUUCGGAAAUGUUUGGUAUCAGUUUUGUAUUUAUCCUGCAACUACUAUAUACUUUGGGCCGUUUCAGAGUUGUUGUUGCUUUUUUGAGCUAACCCAGAAUUCAAAACUUUUCAAAACUUGUUAACUUUUUUGAUUCCAAAUAUCCCAGUUUUUUCGUUUGAUAAUUGAGUCCUUGUCGGAACGUUGGCAACGCGUUGUGAAUACCGACGAAACUUUCUUUUCACUCUGAAAUUUCUUCCUGUUUGCACCGUACAAUAGUUUUUAAAAAGGUCAUGCGUUGACCAACGGCUUACAAUGCAGCUGUGCUGCUUCUCAUCAGAUAACUUUAUUUAUCUUGCACAGGUUGAAAGCAAAAAACUACAGCGUUUCUACUGGGCAAUUCAAAAAAUUACAUUUCAAAGACUAUAGUUUCUGUUUCUUUAUAUCCCGGUUUAAUUGCUAUUUUCCCGUGAUAAACAUCAAACAUAUGGCAUAGCGUAGACAUGUAUUAAUACGCACAUUUUUCGCUAAAAGGGCCCGAGGCGUUUCUGCGAGGACCGUUUUUGGGCAAUGUUGCUCGGAGAAUUUGGGAUUAGAUUUUAGAUAUUCUAAGAGUUGAAUAACUACACCUGUUAUCAGGUCGCAAGGAUCGUCACGCCCUUGCCUGUAAACGUUCCUGAGAGUACUCUUAUUCCGCAGCUACUUUGUGCCCUUUCAUCGAGGAAGUGCCUAAAGUGCGACGCCCCUGAAGAAAUCUGCGCGUCGCACUUGGAGUACAUCCCUUGUUUAGUGCGAUGUCACUGCAAUCGGAGGAGGUGAAAAAUCUCACCAAUUACUAUUACAAAUGGCUGGCAGAGACGGACAACCCGUCCGAGUUCCGGACACUUUUGCUCUGCAUUGAAUUGGCGUUGGAUAUUGCCUCAGUUCCUGUCAAUAUGAUUAUUGCAUGGUGCUUGAUGAAAACGCAAACUUUUCAUUUCAACGUCCGCCUACUUAUGCUCAACGAUGUUUUGUGUGGUAUCACAGAGGUGAGUUCUUGGAUGUGUUUGAUUGGUGAGAGAUGGGAAGAGCACUUGUUGAAGAUUUGGUCCAUUUAGGCGGAGAGGACAUAAUGUAAAGGGCAUUUCGGCAAAGAGGGAAGAUAAUGAAAAAAAGUCAUGGUAAGGGGGGACCAAGGCGUUAUUUUCUAUAAAUAUAAUAUUUUUUUUUUGGUAUUUCAAAAAAAUUACAUGAUAAAGGGAAAGAACAGAGCGAUUUUUUUAGUUUUUUGGUCCUGAAAUGGCACCAAACUUUGUUGAUUUUCAAGUUUUUUGCAAAGUUUUUGCUCCGCAAUUAAAUAUUUUUUCCAUCAAUAAGAAAUGCGACUUGGUCCCCACUUGCCACAUGAUUUUUUAGCAAACCAGAAAAAAACUAAUUCAAAUAAAAUCCGUCUUGUUCUCCCCUUACCAUAUCUUUUUUUUUGAAGACUAACAAAACUCAUUCAAAAAAAUCGGCCUCUUGUGAUACCCAGCGUUCAAUGCUCGCCUACGUCCCUUCUUCGGAUCCACCCGUCGUUGUACACUAAAUAUGUGAAUUACAGAUGUCGUUUCGAGUCAUCAUCGUUGCCAACAUUUUAGCAUAUGACACGCUUGUUCCCCUGAACGUAAAAAAACUUCUACAGUUCUGUCGGGGCGUCUGCGUUUACCAAGUUCAGUUCGGCUUUCUGAGCAUCCUAAUCGAGCGGCUGAUUGCGGUCAACCUGCCGCACAGAUACGAAAAGACCCCCAUAUACGUUGGCAUUGCAAUGGUGGUAAUCUGGGUAAGAAGCCGUGAAAGUUUUGUGAAAAAUUUGGUUUCAGUGGCUCAUCGUAGCGGUUCUUGUUCGAUCGAUGUGUAAGUGGACAGUUACAAUAAGUAGUCGUCUGUUUCAGCCGCUGGAUACGCGAUUCUUUUGGAGGUGUCGGUCCACCUGCUGGUAAGUUUACCUCUUCGCUAUCGGUUUUUUAUAUUUCGUCUUGAUUUCAAAGAGAAGUCAGAGAAAAAGACGCGCAAAAACGUACUCUCUCGCCCCAAAAAAUCCCCAUUUCUUCCCCGACUAAAAGUUUUUACGGGUCUUUUUUGGCGGAUUGCCAACCUAUUCACCGAACCAUUUUAGCCUAUCUCAGUUUGACGUACGACGCUCAGUGCUUCCUUGAACCGUGUACAGGGUGGUUCAGCCGAAGUUUCCAUCCUUAACUCAAGUGUUUCUCCGCCAAUCAUGCACCAAUUUCUAUAAAAUUUAUAUCAAAUUGAAACUGAGGUACCCCACUUUCUGUCCACCAAAUAUGACAGGCCUAAGUUUUAGAGCCCGAAAUCGGUGAAAAUUAGAAAAGAAGACAUUAGAAGAAGCUGGAAAAGUUGAAAUAAGGGUGGAAGCUUCGGAUUUGGACUAAAGUUCAUGCAAAUUUGAAGUUGCCUACAACUUAUUUUUCAGGCGCUAUUUCUAACCCAGCACUGGAUCAGCUCGCAACGGGCUUACUCACGGCCCACCGCAACGUUGUCCACACGCUACCAGGUCGUCGAGAACAUCAAAACACUCUCCAUGUUCCGGUACUGGGUCUACUUUUACGUCUUCAUGGGGAUCAUCCAAAAGGUUUUGAUUCUCUUCUGUGUCAGAGCCUUCGAAGUCGGGGACAAGGAAUUGUGGAGGGUGUUUUCGAGUUUUUUCGAAUUGGCUCAUGCUACGUACUUUGUGUUCUAUCCGGCCUUCUUGUUGUACGGAAGCCAUCAGCUGAGGAGACGGCUUUAUUCCAUGUUCCGAAUACGUAAUCGAUCGACGAUUGCGGCGGAAAGUCAUGUUGCAGGGCACACGGAAGGAAUGGGCGAUGCAGAUGCAUUCAACACUCACUUCAAGCGGCUGGAAGAAUCGUGGGAGCGGCCGUUGAAGUGA